CUACAUUAUUGUUGAAUGGAAAUGUCUUCAAUUUAAGUAUAAAAGGUUUAACACAUCCCGCAUUAUUGUCAGUUAACAGCAGUUACAACAAGUGUUGAAAUAAAAAUUAAAAAAAAAAUAAAUAAAAACAGAAAUACCGUUAAAACUUAAAUUUAAAAAGGAUUAAAUAAAAUGUUUCGCAUUAAUUGUAUAUCGUUGUGUUUUUUCGUUUGUACAAUAAAUUUUCUAUACGGAAGCGUUUACGCUGUUCCAAAGUAUGAUACAAGUGCAAAAUCUUAUAACGAUAAAAAUGAAUGGAGUCGCUCAUUCUAUAAUGAAAAUAAAACGCAACAAUUCGAGCAGGACAGCUCAACAACUAAAGAUCGUUUGCAAAGAUUAGGAUAUACUACCGGGUAUGGAACAAUAAAUGGCUAUCCAGCAGGAACAGGCAUUUCAGCGUAUAAUCCCAUCAAACUUGAUUUGGGAGGUGUGGUAUUAGGAACUUUGGUUGGCAUAGGUGCUAUCAUUAUUAUACCGAAAAUAUUAAGUGCAUUCCAUGGUGGAUAUGCUGGAUAUGGCAGAAGUGAAAAUGAAAAUGAUUUGUCAUCAUUGACUAAUUUUAUGAAUAAACUCGAUGAUAUUUUGGGCCAAAAUAAUAUAGAUUCAACAAGUUGCAUGCAACGUGCUAUUUGCAGUUAUGUACGUUCAACUGAAUACAAUAUGAAGAUGGGUGCAUCUGAUCAAAUGGAUGAAUUUAUUCACAUGAUGUCUGAGAAUUCGCUGGUCGAUUACUUGUUGGAUGGCACUGCUAUUAAAGAGGCAUUAGAACAUGGCAAACAAAUUAAUACGAAACCAUGUGAAGAAGUCUAUAUUAAUUGCCCAUUGGACAGCAAGAAAGUAACCAGCAUGUUAAUUAAAUUGUUGCCAAAAAAGACAGCAACAACAAUAUCAUCGACAUCCACAAAUAAUAAUCAAUAAAAUUAUAUAAACGUAUUUUAAAACAUAAGUUACAAAUUUAUGUGUUUACAUUAAUUUUAUUUUAUGCUAAAGUCGAAUAAAUACGAAUAAAUUAUUAAAAAAAUUGUACAUAUAAGUAUUUUCAAAUUUAAUUAAUCCAUUAAGCUAGCUUAAUGAAAUGUGAAAACCGAACGAAAAGUCUAAAGAAACGUUUAGGUGGCCAUCAUGUACUUAAAAUCAUUUAAAACAAUUUAGCCCCAUUUGCAUAUUUAUGUGCCACACGUAAUAAAAAUACAUACACACAGAAAAAAUUA
Molecule: messenger RNA, 1250 nt
Organism: Lucilia cuprina (Australian sheep blowfly)
Lineage: Eukaryota; Metazoa; Arthropoda; Insecta; Diptera; Calliphoridae
Gene: Desi
Exons: 5
Coding region: 172-957 (261 amino acids)
Source: RefSeq, a predicted model, not a curated record